Molecule: messenger RNA, 934 nt
Organism: Uloborus diversus
Lineage: Eukaryota; Metazoa; Arthropoda; Arachnida; Araneae; Uloboridae
Product: oocyte zinc finger protein XlCOF6-like
Exons: 1
Coding region: 1-822 (273 amino acids)
Biological process (GO): regulation of transcription by RNA polymerase II
Molecular function (GO): DNA-binding transcription factor activity, RNA polymerase II-specific; RNA polymerase II cis-regulatory region sequence-specific DNA binding
Source: RefSeq, a predicted model, not a curated record
AUGUGCUCUAAAGAAUUUUCUAAACUAUCAAACCUGAAAAGGCACUUCAAAACCCAUACUGGCGAAAAGCCAUUUUCCUGUGAGGUGUGUUCUAAAGAAUUUUCCGAACUAUCAACCUUGAAACUACACUUGCAAGCCCAUACCGGCGACAAACCAUUUGCGUGUGAAGUGUGUUCUAAGGAAUUUUAUAGAUUUGCGCACCUAAAAGAACACUUCAGAACGCAUACUGGUGAAAAGCCAUUUUCCUGUGAAGUAUGUUCUAAGAAAUUUUCCCAACUAACGGCCAUGAAAGUACAUAUGCGAACCCAUACUGGCGAAAAACCAUUUGCCUGUGAAGUGUGUUCUAAGAAAUUUUCUAGAUUUGCACACCUGAAAGAACACUUGAGAACCCAUACUGGUGAAAAGCCAUUUUCCUGCGAAGUAUGUUCUAGGAAGUUUGCCCAACUAUCAACUUUGAAAGUACACUCGCGAACCCAUACAGGCGAAAAGCCAUCAUCCUGUGAAGUGUGUUCUGAGGAAUUUUCUACAUUUGCUCACCUGAAAGAACAUUUAAGAACCCACUCUGGUGAAAAGCCAUUUUCCUGUGAAGUAUGUUCUAAAGAAUUCUUUCAACGCGCAAACCUAAAAGUGCACUUGAGAGCUCAUACUGCCGAAAAACGAUUUUCCUGUGAAGUAUGUUCUAAGAAAUUUUCCCAACUAUCAACUUUGAAAGUACACUCGCGAACCCACACUGGCGAAAAGCCCUUUUCCUGUGAAGUAUGUUCGAAGGAAUUUUCUAGACUUGCACACCUUAAACAACACUUGAAAACCCAUAUUGGUUGAAAGUUUCAUGUGAAAUAUGUUCUAAGAGAUUUUCCCAACUAACAACCAUGAAAGUACAUGUGCAAACCAAUACUGGUGAAAAGCCAUUUGCCUGUGAAGUGUGCUCUAAAAA